CUUAAACCUACACGCGAACAUGAAUGUUGUAUGCUAUUUAUUUGUUAUGUAUGCUUUAUUUAAUUUUUCUGAGACCUAUGCAUCUAAAUAUUCCGAGGAAGCUAACAUGAACUUGGACGAAGAGGAACGACCAUUUCGAAUAGCUAAGGUCAACAUGGUUUGGGAAAAAGCCAAAAAGCGUAUUUCUGGGCUGAGGCUUGCUGAGUUGUAUGCUGAUUUGAAAAUACACGACAAGGAACAGCUUUCUCUGAAGAAGUACAAGGCUGAGAACUUGGAUGAAGAUGGACUGAAAGAAGCUGCUGUAAAUACAAAGUUUAGAAAUAUUAUUGACACUUACCAGCUACAAGAACAUUUUAAGACCGAUAAGAGAUAUGUGAACAGUGCCAAUGAUGUUCCACUAGAAACAGAACGUGACACAGUGCCAGAGUUCACAGACAGAAAGUUGCAGAAGAUUUGGAAAAAAGCACUAAUGACUGGUUUUGAUGCUGAAGAGCUUGACAAGUUGAAAGAGGAGUUCUGGCAUCAACAGAUGAAACUAGAUGAGUACAACAAUCUACUGCUGGAGCUUGAUGAAACCGAAGAUACAUCAGACAACUCUAUAGAACGCUUCAAGAAAACUGAAAUGGACCCCAAGUCACUGAAGGAGAAACAUGCUGACAUGAAAGAUGUUCACAAGAAAAUCCGAGAUGGCUACUUAAAGUUGGAGAGCCUGACCGUCAAGAAGGAUUUAGAAUUCCAAGACCCUCGGGUCUAUCAGCUGUGGGCACUUGCUCAGAAAGCAAAUAUGAGUGAAAAAGACUUGGAAUCAUUUAGAAUGGAGUUGAAACAUUUUGAACACAGAAUUACAAAAUACGAAUAUAUCAAAGAACAGGUUUAUUACUCAAAGCAGUCGUUGAAAGAUGUAGGCAAGGACCGAGAGCUUGAAGAUAAGCAUCUAGAGUUGGAAGAAAAAGAAAAACAUUAUGCACUUAAGGUGAAGAAACUUCAUACAGAUCUUAAAAAAAUAGUGGAUAAAGCAAUACAGCAUUCAGAAUUGUGACCUUGAGAAAAUAAUAAGUCUAAUAAAUUUGUUACUUUUGUGAUAGUAUGGUUUGACUGUG
Gigantopelta aegis is the source of this 1100-nucleotide messenger RNA. Its product is annotated as alpha-2-macroglobulin receptor-associated protein-like. The record is from RefSeq and is a predicted model, not a curated record. NCBI's taxonomy places the organism in Eukaryota, Metazoa, Mollusca, Gastropoda, Neomphalida, Peltospiridae. Gene Ontology annotation, cellular component: endoplasmic reticulum; endomembrane system. The transcript is spliced from 7 exons. The coding region runs from base 20 to 1039 and encodes 339 amino acids. Gene Ontology annotation, molecular function: low-density lipoprotein particle receptor binding; receptor antagonist activity; heparin binding. Gene Ontology annotation, biological process: regulation of receptor-mediated endocytosis.